Messenger RNA from Xyrauchen texanus (razorback sucker), 4592 nucleotides. Its product is annotated as EMILIN-1-like. Bases 124 to 3285 code for a protein of 1053 amino acids. The record is from RefSeq and is a predicted model, not a curated record. NCBI's taxonomy places the organism in Eukaryota, Metazoa, Chordata, Actinopteri, Cypriniformes, Catostomidae. Gene Ontology annotation, molecular function: protein binding. The transcript is spliced from 9 exons.
UGGGAACACUGACGGGAGAAUCAUUUGGACAUUGUGCGAAAUGAUGGCAGCGGUUCAUAAACUGAGACGACAAUUCAGCAGAAUUUCAUGCAGAACUUUUAAAGUCAGCCAAAUCAGUGCUGAAUGGUGAUCCAUGGAGAGCUAGUGGUCAUGGCUCCAUAUUAUUUUUACUUGAGUACUCUAUUGGCUAUGAUCUUUCCUGGAGAUAUUUCUGGAACAGGAUCUCACGCUCCAUACACUCAUGUGAAUCAAAGUCAGUCUGUACCAGCUGCACAGAGUGGAUCUGAGGUGACCAGUAGACAUAGGAACUGGUGUGCACACAUAGUGACGCGGACUGUAAGUUGUGUAAUGGAAGAUGGGGUCGAGACCUAUGUGAAACCUGAAUAUCAGCGCUGUGCAUGGGGCCAGUGUUCUCAUGUGGUUUUGUAUCGGACAUACAGAAAGCCAAGGUACAAGGUUGCCUAUAAAAUGGUGACAGAGUUGGAAUGGAAGUGUUGUCAUGGCUAUUCAGGUGAAGAUUGCAGUGAUGGCCCUGGUGGUUCCUCUGUCACUCAGGUCAACACAGGCAGACCUACUUCUACAUCUGGGUCCAACACAGGACGUGGCCAAAGUGGUGAAGCAGCAAGAGGAGACAAUGACAUAAUUAGACAACUUGAGGAACAGAUUCAGAGCUUGAAUAACGACCUUCACAACCUCCAGUCCACCCUCCACAAUAUGGAGAGAGUACAAAAGGAGUCCCAAAUGGAAGUCAUUAGUGGUGGAAACAAUCUGGCUGAUGCUGCCCAGCCAGGAAUAAGGGAGACCAUCCACAGCAUCCAAACAAAACUGGACAUGCUGGACAACAUGACACAGGUCCAUGACAAGACCCUCAUAAGCAUCAACAACCACCUUGUGGGUGGCAAUGGAAUUGGAAAUGAUUUAGACGUUCGCUAUGGAACAUUAAAAGAGGAAAUUCUCAGGGAACUGGAAUGGAGGGUGACGCUGUCGUGCUCAGCUUGUCCUAAUGGAGUGGAGGGCAUACAGGGACAACAGCAAGAAGACCGAGAGAGGAUCCGAGCUCUGGAGAAGCACAUCAAUAUGAUGGAACAGCGCCAUCUUCAAACGGUAGAAAUGCUUGAGAGGGAACUAUCUCACUCUCAGAGUUGCUGUGAUUCAUUGACCGAUCUGGACAGGAGGGUUGGUGCUAUGGAGAGAAAGGCUAGUUCCACUGCAGAGGCGUAUGAUAUGCUUAGAGGACGUCUUGAGAAAGAGUUGAAAGGAACAGGUGGAAAUGAAGGCCGGGGAACAGAAUUCAAUGAAAAGCUGAAUGGUCAUCUUAGAGACUUAGAGAGAAGACUGAAUGGGACUGUGAGAAAAACAGAGCAAAAAUGCUCCCAUACUGAGACAAGUAUGAAGGAGUUUGUUCAGCGAGAGAUCAAUCAGAUCAAGAAAUCUGUCCUCAGCCGAAAUGAUGAUCACGGUUAUAGAAUAUCUACAAUGGAGAUAGAUGUUCAAGAUUUGAGAGAUUCUGUCAAUAAUCACAAAAAUAAUCUGGAACAGUUGGGGAACAAAACAUCCAAUCUCGACAGCAGGCUUAAGUCGACGAUUAAUUUGUGCACAGAGACAUGCGGUCCAAAAGGGAGUGAGACAGCAGAUACUGUGAAAAGCCUGGAAUGGAAAGUCAUUGCCAAUGAGGAGGACAUUAAGAAGUUUGACACCAAGAUAAAGGACUUAAGUGUGUCUGGUGACUCCUUAAUGAACCGUAUUAUAGAUCUAAGCCAUGAUGUUUACAAAAUCAAGGAUUUGACAGGAGACAAUGGAGAGCACUUCAACAAAAUUGUCAUAGAUGUGGAGAAUCUGGGACAUGAUUGUGAUGUAUGCAGUUCAAUAGAUGGUGAACUUCGUAAGAUAAGAAACAUAACCAGCAAUGCUUUUAAAACAUUCCAGGGAGAAAUUACAGACUUGCGCAAAAAAGUAGAUGCUGAUGAGUAUGAUUGCUCGCAAGUAUGCUCAAAUCUACAGGAGGAAGUGGGAAAACUCAAAGAAGAGGUUGAGGAAUGCACAGGGCAAUGCAAGAUUAGCAUGGUCGACCAUCAGAAAAAAAUAGAUAAUCAAAAUACUGUAACUCGCAAACUUGGAAAAGACCUAAAGUCCAUUCAGGGUGAGCUUACAGGGGUAUUCCAAACAUUCAGCUCCAUCAAUGACACUCUGAUAAGUCUCAAUAACACCAUAAAGAGGCACAACAACAUUAUUUCCAUUCUCGAUACGUAUAAGGACAAACUCAACUUUGAGUUAGAUCAGAUCCAGGAGGAUUUGAACAAGCACAUAGACAACAGUAAAGGGCGGUUUGAUGGUAUUGGGCAUGAUAUCAGUAGCUUUAACAGCAACAUGAUGAUUGAAAUGGGUGAAUGCAAGCAUUCUCGAGAUGGGUUGGAGAAGAGGCUCAUUAAGAUGGAGCGUGUCUGCAGCAGACUGGAUUCAUUGUCAGAGAACCUUAAGAGGAUCAAAGAGGGCUUGAGCAAGCAUGUCUCUGGGCUUUGGACAUGUGUCAAUGGGCUAAACUCCACAGUGAUCUCUCAUGGUGAGGCCAUCAACAGCAUUCAGAACAUUCACAUAGAGAACAUUCAUGGCAUGUUGAACAACCUCAACUCUUCCAUACUGCAUGCUCUCAAGGAGUUCCAGACCUUCACUGAACAGGACUUUACUGGACCUCCUGGUCUACCUGGUCCAAAAGGAGAGAAAGGAUCCAAAGGGCCACCAGGGCCAAGGGGACCUCCAGGCCGAGAAGGACCGCAAGGGAAAGUAGGGUCAAUCGGACCCCCAGGCCUCAGAGGUGAACAAGGACCUCCUGGAGAGGAUGCUUACAUUCCAAGACUAUCUUUCUCAGCAGCACUCACACGACCACAAGCCAAUGCAGGCACUAUUUUCUUCAACAAGGUCUUUGUCAAUGAAGGAAAUGUAUACAACCCCAAUACAGGAAUGUUCACUGCACCAUUGAAUGGGCGAUACUUUUUCAGUGCCGUCCUAACGGGUCACAAGAAUGUAAAGAUUGAGGCAGUCCUAUCUAAAUCCAAUUAUGGUAUUGCUCGUGGAGAUUCAGCUGGCUAUCAGCCCGAGGGUCUAGAGAAACCCAUGGCUGAGACAAGACAUACUCCAGGUUCCUUGGUCCUCUUCAACAUCAUACUCCCUCUGCAGGAGGGAGAUACUGUCUGCAUUGACCUAGUCACAGGUAAACUUGCCCACUCUGUGGAGCCCCUUACAAUCUUCAGUGGCAUGUUGCUCUAUGAGGACAAAGAAAUAUUAUAAGAGCCAUCAAAGGAGAUGACAGAUCAGGAGAUGUCUGGACAACUGGCGAAAAUCCUCUUCAGAGACUUUUUUUAGAGCAGUUUUACAUAUUUUGGACUAUGGACUGAGAUUUUUUAUAUGGUUACAUUUUGCACAUACAUACUUGUAUUGAAGGACAGAUACUAUUCAUUAAUAUGAAGGGCACAAAUGCAAUUUAUUUGUUGUUAAUUGUAAUACGCCGAUUAGGGCACCAUUAUCACCUUCUCACCUUGAGACAUUUAUCAACCAACCACUAGAUUGUUCACUACAAUACACCUUAAUAAAUAAAGUGCAAACCAUAGUUUAUACAUCAAAAUAAUACAGAGACAGCGGGCAAAUGUGGAUCUGUGCUUGAUGUGGUUUCAUUUUAAAUUUAGGAGUUUACAUUCACAAAGUCUCCAUUCAGUUUGUUUAUUUUCUCCUUGACAUGAAUGCCAUAAAUACCACAUAUGAAGUUUUCUAUUAUUCCCCAUUUCCUCAAAGUAUAAUUCUUUCAUAUUUGUGGCACAUUUUUUCACUUAACCUCCGAAUUUGAAACAUAUCCAUAAAAGGAAAAACACAAAUAAAGCAGACUGUGCUGAGAGGGACACUGUUAGAUGUGCCAGAGGCUAUAGAUCAGGAAGCCUCUCUAACCCAUUCUUUGGUGACUAUUCCAAAGAAAACCAUCAAAGUUGUUUAUGCUAGAUGCAGAAUGAUUCCACCCUGGCUAUAUUUUUGCCUAUGGAUUUUUAUUUUCACUUCUCUUACUGCAGAUGUUCUCCAAACGGACUGACUUUAACAGCUCAAAACCUGUGUCUAUGCCAGAAAUGCAUUUGUGUGACCUGAGCUGUCUUGUUGGUCUAUGCUUAUUGCCUGAUGUGUUUUUUUAAUACACAGGGAUUUAAAAGGACUUUGUAUUGAUUGAAGAGUGUAGUACUGUGGAACAAAACACUGACCAUUCAGUCCAUUUUAACCUUCAAAAGAGAGGAUUUCUUUAAAGAUCUUGAUAAACAUUACUUCAGAAUGUUUUAUUUUGCAGUAAGCCAGCUGGUUUUCUUGAUUUGGACCAGGUUACAUCAGCUGGCCAUUCAUAACCUGAACUACAAGUUCACAUCUGAUGGUUUCAUGUCCUCCUUACCUCUCACCACAGGCAUUACAAUGCAGUAUAUUUUACAGCCAAUUAAGUAUUUGACUAUAUUAUGCUAUCCAAACAUUCCUCGGAUUUGUUUCAGCCCAUUAUUGUUUAAUGAUCACCGACUUACUCAAAGUACUCAGAGCAUUGAAAAUAUUUUUAAAAAUAUUAUUUGCAA